CAUGGUCAUCUCUAUCCAGGUCCCAUUCAUGGGUCCAAAUAAAAGAGUGGAUUUGAAAAUCAUUAUUAUUGGAGCUUUGGGGGUAGGAAAAACCUCUCUUCUCCAUCAGUAUAUUCACAAAAGAUUUUAUGAAGACUAUCGCACCACUCUGGGAGCUAGUAUUUUGUCCAAAGUUAUGGAAGUAGACCACACACCACUGAAAUUGCAGAUUUGGGACACUGGAGGCCAGGAACGGUUCCGGUCUAUUGUGUCUACAUUCUACAAAGGUUCAGAUGGUUGCAUGCUGGCUUUCGAUGUCACAGAUAUGGAUUCUUUUGAGGCCUUGGAUGUUUGGAGGAAAGAUUUUCUUCAGAAAGUCAACUCUACAGAGCAAGGCUUCCCAAUGGUUGUGCUGGGAAACAAAAUUGAUCUGAAAGAUCGACAAGUGUCCAAAGAGGUGGCUUCAUCCUGGUGCAAGGAGAAGGAUGUAGCCUAUUUUGAAGUUAGUGCCAAAAAUGAUAUUAAUGUGGUACAGGCUUUUGAAACCUUGACAAGGCAAGCGCUAUCAAGAUAUCAAGGGGUGAUUGAGAACUACCUAACUGAAUCUAUAAAGCUCAGUCCGGAAGAUCAGCCCACAACCAAAUGUUGCUGACAUCCCGCAAAAUGAUUUUUGGAUACAGUCUGAAAGUUGGAACAUGGAACAGCUGCUGCUACUGGGAAUGCUGCCCAUCAGGGUAAAGGAUGAACUGAUAUAACAAUAUUGCCCUCUGGCAUCCCAGCAAAGAUGGAACAGACUGCUGGUGGUUACUGACCACACGGACAUUUAGGAAUAAGCAUCAAGUAUUAGGAAAAUAGUCACUGAGUUGAAAGAUUUAAGACCUUACUGUAUCAGUCAGAUCCUUCUCACAGAUGCCACUUUGAAGUUCAGAUCUAUGUUCCAGAACUCUCCAUGGAAUGACCUGAUCUCGUAUUGAAAUUGACUCCUAGAUUUUGUCAUGUUCUUUUGGUAAAAGUAUAGUAGGUAAAAUCUGGUCCAGCUUGAUGUUUUCCAGAUAUAGCUUAAUUCCCAGACACCACAUCUGAAGGUGCUAGAAUGGGUUGGGGAAAGCUGAUCUACAUAGUUCAGGCACUGCUACUUCAAUAAUAUGCAUAUGUAGGUAUACAUAGGUAUAGAUAUAUGUCUCAUUCCCACAAGUGUCAUGUGAGGUAAGUUGAGUUGAGAAAGAGUAACUUGCUGAAGACCAUUCAGUGUACUUCCAUGGUAGAGAGAUGACUAGAAUCUGAACCUUGCAUAGUCUAACAUUCAACUCCACACUCACAUCCUAGUGUACAACUCGAUUUCCCCUCUUGGUUCCUUCAAAAUGCAAUGUUAACUUUGAUUUUACAGCAGAAAUGCAAAACUUUUAAUAUUCUGUAUAAUAUUAAUAUUAUACAGAAUUGGAAACUAAUAUCACAUAGAUACAUGAUUCUUUUUGCAUAGAAACAGAGGCUCUUGAGCCAAAAAAUACUGUAAAACUAUAAAUGUAGACUCCAUUUUCAGGGUCCUUGUUUUUUGUAGGAGAUUAAUGCUUAUUUUAAGCAGUUCUACAGAGAAUUUUUUAAAAAAUUGUAAAGAAAAAGGAAAAAUUGGAAAAGGGAAUAUAAUAGAAUCAAUUUGUACAUGGAAAUAUAUAGCAGAGAUUUGAAAAAGGGAUUUCUUUUUUUAAAAAAAAUUUAAUGUGUAGUUCAUUCUUAUUAUUGUUCAAAGAUCCUGUUUUUUUACUGAAAAGAAUUUCAGAUAUGAAUUGUAUUGAAGCCAUUUUCAAAAAAGAUGUUUUCACAUUGAAUCAAUAUGGAAAUUUGAAGCAUAAUCAGGCCAAUUAUUGUCUGCCAGCCUGCUGUAUGCUUUUAUGUUGGAUAUACGGUACUUACCAGAAGGAAGAACUCAGGUACUGGGGGAAAUAUUUUCUUCCUGUAAGAGUUAAUGAUGCAUAUAUAUGGAUCUAGGAACAGAGUAAACUAACACACAAGAGAUAUAGAUCAGGUCAAGACUAGCUGAUGCAAAUAUCUGUUCUUUGCUCAAAUAAUGAUUGAAUGUAUCACCUUCUUUUAAACUGAGAGACUAGUCUCAUAUUGAAAAUAUACAGUUCAGCCAGUGCAGACAACAACCGUAAUAAAAUUAUUGUUAAGUUAAUAAGGAUUUUUAUUGAUUUCCAUCUUCUAAAAGGACCACGUGGAACCCGAACUGAUAUCUCAUUGCAAAUCAGAAUGAAUUGGGCAGGGAAAUACGAUCUCAUGAAUCUGUUCUGUAAAUAUUUUGUUGACUGUACUCCUUGAACACCUUGGAAUUCAGGUUUGGCUGGUGAGGACAUGGCCAAAUUCAUUUUUGGACAUUGUGCUGCCAACUCAAUUAAAAUCGAAUUUAAUAAAAAGAGAUGUGAAAUUAUUUACCUGGAAGAAAGAAAUCAAAUGCACAGUCAUAGGAUCAGUGCCUAGUAGUACUGUGCUGGAAUCCAUCUUAGAAUUUUAAUUGAGCAUACAAACUGUAUAUGGAUUAGUAGUGUGAUUGUGCAUAUAUAUGAAGAGCAUUGAUACAGUCUCAAAAUGUGUAUUUUGGGACUACAUUAAUAACUCAUAAGAGAUGGCAGUUAUUGUAUUGAGUACAGUAUUAUAGAUCUAAUUGAUCAAAAGUGGGGGGGAAUCUAACACUUAUCAAGAGAAGGGUGAGUCCCACAGCAGGACUGGAUUAUAGAUUUUUUGUUUGGAUCCCUGCAUUGAGGAGAAUUGGGAGCACAUCUAUAUUUCUGGGAACCCAGAUAUACCCUGCCUAUACCGAAGCACAAAGUAGAGCUUUCUAGAUAUCUAGGCAUCUAGAUAGCUACAAGUUGUUGGGCAGCUAAAGUACAGUCCAAAGAUAUGAACAUGUAAAAACAGUUUUCCUUAAAAAGAUUUUCCUAAACAUUUUUAAAAAGUCAGUUGUGGGACAGUAGCUCAUAAAAGUGAUUCAAGCAAAUUUCUUUGCCCACUACAAUUAUUAUACGGAAUGCUGCAUAUCCAGUUUAAUUAACCAAUUCACUUGUGUAUUCAAUAUUUACUACAGAAGAAAAAUCUAAUCAAGGAUGACUCCACAGUCAGUGUUAAUUAUAUAUAAGGUUUAAAUUCACAUAAUAAUAUGGUUUGUUUAAUUGUGACUUUUCUGAAUCCAGCCAUGGGUAUUUAUAAUCUAUGGUUUGUGUACCAAAUGGCAACCUUCCUGAGAUUCUGAAUUUAGGUAGGUCAAUAGUCACAAUGACAGGAUCAUAUUGUGUAAGGGGGCAGAACUGCAAUUUACAAUUCCCCCCCCUCUGCUACUUUUUUUUGGUUUAAAUCUUAGAUUUUUGUGUGUGUUGUGUGUUCUGCUUUAGAAUAUCAGAAUCUUGUGACCUUUUCACUUUAAUAUGAAUGUGACCAUAGCUCAGGACUGCUAAGACGAGAUUCAGGAUUCCAUUUCAGUUUCAAGGUGCCAUCCACGAUACAGACCUUAGUGUAUUAUACAAAACAUGGCAGUUGGAGUUUAUUUAAUAAAUCAUGGUUAUUAGAUCUAAGUCUCUAUUUGGGGUGCAACUAUCGCUCUGGAUAGCAAGAUGGAUGGCAUAUAAAUUCAAUAAAUAAAUAAUAACUCAGCAAAAGUAAAUCUGGUCGUUAAAACAGCAAAGAUAGUGGAUAGUGGAUAGAAUGACUAAUAUUUUCAACUCUCAUUUGUUUGGUUUCUCAACUGCUUUUCUAGUCAGGGUCAGUUUAGGCAACUGAGUUUAAAACAGUAUACAUGCUGGAUGGAUAUUUCUAGAAUACAUAUACAAUAUAACACCAACCCUUACUUAUCCCAACCACUAAAUAUCUACUUAAAUACAAACAUCUUGCAUCACUUCUGGAAGGUCUCCAGUCUGCUCUUAAGUUUUAUGGCAGGAAAGAGAAUUUCUUUUCUCUCAAGGCCCAUAUACCCACAAUGAGUAAGAGAAACCAUCCCUCUUCUGUUUCCCUCCUUUUCCCAACCAGUGGGAUAUAGACAUGUCAUUAUUGUCCAAAAUCUGAGCUAACACGCAGAUCUGUUAAUACAUUUUAAUUUCAGGCCCAUGGGAAAAGGAAGGUAGGAUUAUACUUGAAUGACUUUAUCAGAAUUUGGCAUUGGGGGUACAAUCAGUAGCUUGAGAAAGAAGGCCCAAGUUGGAUUGGAACUGUGGAGUGGGGUUGUAGAGAUUUUACCAGCCCCGAGCCCUCUCGUGUAUACUGCAGUAUAAUAACAAUCUUAAGGUGAACCAUAGCUCACAUCUUCAUGGCUUAAGAGUCAUGGUGGCACAGUGGUUAGAAUGCAGUAUUCAGCUCACUGCCAGGACUUUGAUCCUCACCAUCUCAAGGUUGACUCAGCCUUCCAUCCUUCUGAGAUUGUAAAAUGACCCAGAUUGUUGGGGGGAAAUAUGCUGAUUCUGUAAAGUGCUUAGAGAGUAAAACACUGUGAAGUGCUAUGUGAGUCUAAGUAUUAUUGCUCACCAUCCAAAAAGGGAAAAAAGGCAGGUAUAUAGUGCUUGGCUGUUAAUAAUGCAAUUGUCCUUCCUAUUUGGCAUUUAGCCUUGUAUUUUUUUAAAGACUUCCACAAAAUAUUGUCCUGCUAUAACUACUAGUAACACUGUAAUCCCAUUUUUCUUAAAUGUAUAGGACAGUGCUUCCCAAACCUUGAUAAAUUGCUCAAAAUUGAAUAAAAGUGUCAUUGUUUCCCUUUGGGUAAGAGCACACAAACCCAUCACCCAAUCACAACAGGAACAUGUACAUUGACUUGAAAGUUUUUACGGUUGGGUAAAAGGUUUUUCUGAUAAGCACUGUCUCUAAUAAGCAUUUUUCAUAGUGAAGGAAAAUGUUUGGGAAGCACUGGUAUAGGGUAAGAAUGGUUGGAAGUUUUAUGGAUCCUACCACUCUUUAUUUCAUCAGGAAAAGUAGAAAUGCAGGGAGAUGUAGACCCUCUGACCCCCAAAUAAAAUCAUUUAUGGCGGCAAGAAGUUUAGUGCUUUAUGUGAUUCCAAGUAACCAGUGUGAACUCUAUAGAGAAAGGCUGUAGUAGCAACUUUAGUUCUGUUUCCUUACCUUGCAGCUUUUGGAGAUGAGUUGACUUUGCAUGCAAAGAAGCUCCAGAUCUUUCCUAACGACCCUGGCACCUGGGCAGUAUUGCCCAUUGAGUAAUAAUAUUGGCUUUC
Molecule: messenger RNA, 5183 nt
Organism: Notechis scutatus (mainland tiger snake)
Lineage: Eukaryota; Metazoa; Chordata; Lepidosauria; Squamata; Elapidae
Source: RefSeq, a predicted model, not a curated record